Messenger RNA from Porites evermanni, 2889 nucleotides. The record is from the annotation of a GenBank genome assembly. NCBI's taxonomy places the organism in Eukaryota, Metazoa, Cnidaria, Anthozoa, Scleractinia, Poritidae.
AUGCCGCGUUGGAAAUACUUUUCUUCGAAAUACGUAAAGACCAUAAAUUGGUGGAUUCCGUUCCCUCAUGGAACUCACCAGUUACACCCUAAACCAAUCUACGAGUCACCUGAUGUGCAAGCCUCUUGGGAUGUGCCGGUUUACGCGGAUCAUACUUGUGUCAAAGCCAACAGAGUGGAUGCGCGGUUUGUGGAUCAUAUGGGAAAGAAAGUCUGGGCAGUUGAAAUGAGCUGUCCGUGGAUGGAGAAUCCCGGAAAGAAGGAUGAGGAGAAGACAAUAAAGUACGGUCCUCUGCGAUGAGAGCUGAGGAAGCAAUACCCGGGGUAUAACAUCGACCAGUGUAAUAUUGUCAUUGAAGUGCUAUAUACGAAGGUGGUCAAAGAAACUUGAGCUGACUAUGAAAAAGUUCGUUGGUGCAAGGGCAAAGGGUGUUUUGCCAAGAAUGCAGAAAGCCACAUAUCUCGUGCUUCCUCAAUGUAACACGUACUUUUGAGGCAACUGUUGUUUAAGGACGUAUUAGGGUAAUGUUUCGAUGGGAUCGCAGUAGUGACGUUUUAAGUGCUUUUAAAGGAUCAGGCAAGUUUUUUGUUAGUCGUCCUUUCUUCUUCUUCUUCUUUUUUCCUUUUUCUUUUUUUUUUGUUUUUGAUCACCUUAUGAUCGGUGAUACAAGAGUAAGCCAAGCCCUGUCACGGGUGCAAAUAAUGUCGGAACUUGGUUUGAUGGCAAUCUUAAUCUGAAGGGACAUAUCAAUAAGACCGGUAAAACUGCGUAUUUCCAUCUCCAUAACAUACAGCUAAUUAAGAGAUAUCUAUCUAACAAUACCGCUCAAACACCACUUCAUGGACUUGUUAUGGGACGAGUUGGUUAUUGCAAUAGCCUUCUCUUCGGUCUACCUACAGUGCAUUUAGGAAAACUACAACGUGUUCAGAAUUCAGCUGCUCGUAUAAUUUGUAACAUCUCUAGAUAUGACCACAUAACGCCUGUGUUGCGCUCUCUAUACUGGUUACCCAUUCAAUAUCGCAUCAGUUUCAAAGUACUCAUCAUUACUUUUAAGGCAAUUUAUUGCUCUGCAUAGUGUAAAAUAAUUAUAAUUUACUUUUACCGGUAUCAUUUGUAAUAAUAAUAAUAAUAAUAAUAAUAAUAAUAAUAAUAACAUCAUUAUAUGGUCCAGCCCCCUGUCUGAUUGUAACCGUGUGCAGGCAACUAAUCAGUAUGCACUCCCGGUCCUGCGGUACCUAAUGUGGACACAGCAUUGGCCUCUAUCAGAGUUAAGAGAUGUGGACAGAGCAGCUCGGAAGAUCAUAGUUGAGAACGGUGGCAAGCACCCAGCUAGCCUGACUUCUUUGUUAUAUCUACCGAGGGAGAAAGGGGGUAGAGGCCUGCGAUCAGUCGAACACGAGUACAAGAUCACUAAAAUCAAAUCGCUACUGAAAUUGUAUCAGAACCCGGACCAGACUGUGGAAGCAGUUAGAGAAUUUGAAGAACACGCCAUGGCAUCAGGCCACCAGUCGCUCGUAAAGGAAGCAGCUAAGUACGCUGAAGAACUCAACAUCACACUUCAGCUUGAUACCCUAAAUCCCGUGUGUGUUACAACAGAAGGAAAGGUGGUAACUGCAGCAAGAGCUGCGAAUCUGUUGAAGCAAUCUCAAGAGAAGCAGUUCUUGGAGAUCGCUAAAGACAAAAAGUGGCAAGGAAAGUUAUUCCGUAUCAGAUGGGAAGAUGAGAACCUAAGCAUAACCAGCUGCUUUGCAUGGUUAAAAGGUUGGGCUACAUGCCCUACACAUACCAUCGCGGGCAUGUAUGAAUUGUAUGAGCAGUUGUUACCUACGAAGCUCUACACAAAGGAGAAGACGCAAACCUCCACCGACGGCGAAGUUCUAUGCAGGUUAUGUGGGAAGGUAGCUGAGAGCGUUGCACAUGUUCUGGCUGCAUGUUCCUCCCUGGCACAAACCAAGUACCUAUACAGGCAUAAUCCAGCUUUGAAGAUUCUGUUUUUUGAGCUCCUGCGAGAGCAUGGGUUAAUGGAAGAGGUUCCACCAUGGUACUCACCGGUGAUGCCAAAACCAGCCUACCAGAACACCACGAGUGAGGCGUUUUGGGAUAUUCCCAUCUAUGUAGAGCACCACGAAGUUAGAGCAAAUCGGAUCGACGCGCGACUUGUCAACCACGAGAGGAAAGAAGUCUGCACAAUUGAAAUGAGCUGCCCAUGGAUUGAGAGUAGAGCUAAGAGAGAUGAGGAAAAGACACUCAAGUAUGGGCCCAUGAUGUGGGAGCUGAAGCAGAGAUACAAUGGUUACAGGGUUGAACAGUACAAUGUAAUAAUUGACGUACUUGGGGGUUACUCUAAACACCUAGAGAAGUCGGUGAGGAAGCUACUUGGAGCGAGAGCACGGAGCGUACUUGAGCGGAUGCAGAAGUCGGUCAUCUCAAACACUUUAAACAUUGCCAGAACAUUUAAGAUAAAUACUUAGUUAGGGCGCUAUGGACUUCAGUUUUUAGGUUUUUGUUUUUUCUCUAGAAAUCUAGAAACACAAGCUUGCUGACGUUUUUAUUUAGAUUUUUUAGAACAUUAGAGUUUGAUAUUAUUAUAAAUAAGUUUUUGUUGAGAUAGCGAAGGUUUUACAGAGUAUCAGAAUUUAAUAAUAUUCUAAAUUGGCUUUUUUAGUAGAGAGAUUUAUAUCACUAUGUAUAAGCUUUUAGUAGAGAUAGCGAAAGUUUUACAGAGUAUCAGAAUUUCAUAAUAUUCUAAAUUGGCUUUUUAAGUAGAGAGAUUCAUAUCACUAUGUAUUUUAGGAUUGUAUUAGGUUUCGUAUCGACCUUUUUUACUUCUAAGUAUAGCUUCUCAAGUGGUGUAGGUUACGCUAUGCGCCCUAUACUACUCAUAAUGUG